AUGAUAAAAUUUUUAAAUUUGUGUUUGUCGAUUCUUUUACUGAAUUACGUAACUUUAUACAUCAGUUCGGCAAAAACCAUAGAAAUUCCACAAACAAGAAGAAUUCUGAGAGGCUCUCAAGUCACCGAUACAAGGCCUUAUAUGGUAUACCUGCGUCCGGCUCCUUCGUCAGACCCUCAGACAGAUCCUAACUGGCUGUGCGGCGGAGUGAUCAUCCACGAGCGUUUUAUUCUCACUUCGGCCGCCUGCAUCGAAGAUGUUCAACAAUUCUACGUUGUCUCCGGAAUUCACACGUUAGUACCGUUUUCAGAUAAUACUAAUGAAUGCAUCAAAAACGGGGCAAAAAAGGCGGUUUGGAAAUGUGUUCCUAAAGAUUAUUUCUUUGAUGGCAAAGACUUCGACAACAUGCGCUGGAUGGCAAAUGACAUUGCCGUUGUCAAAGUUGAAGACGACUUCAACUUCCAGAAGAGAGUGAAAGGUUGCGAUUACGUCCCUAAGAUGAUAGCCUAUAAUAAUCAGAGUGAGGAGUUAGAGAAGCCCGGUACAGUCGCGUCCAUAGCCGGUUGGGGAUCAACGCAGAAGUUUAGCGAUGGUAGGGCAAUAGGAAGAACCAAUACGAAUUCUCCUUCCCUGCUAGAAACAGAUGUAGUUUUGAUCUCGAAGAAAAACUGCAAGAAGCGCUGGGAUCCGCGCUAUCAUAACGUCAUUGAAGAGCAUAUGAUAUGUGCGAAAGACAGCUUGGAUUCUGAAGCAAUGAGCAAUAUAUGUGCUGAGCAUCAUGUGAACUGUAAAGAAUUAGUAUAUUCAGACGAAGAAGAAGAGGAAGAAAACGAGAGCCCAUCUCGUAGAUUAAUGGCUGAUGCUGACCAAUUGGAGGUGCAUACCGCGGCUCAUUACAACGGCACGCGAAGAUCCAAAACGAUUUCUGGAGGAUUCUGCGAAAACGACCACGGGGGUCCUCUGGUAGUGGGACAGGGGAAGACCUCUGUGGUAAUCGGGGUGAUCUCCGCCUGCAUGACGAAAUACCUCACUAACACUUGCUACGGUCCGUUUCUCUACACCAGCGUCUGGAGGUACAGGCACCUCAUUGAAUGUUCUAUCAAUAAAGAAAUCGGGAGCACAUGUAGGAGACUCUUGAAGUCAACGAACACAAAGAUGGUAGAGACGAAAUUCGAGUGGAAGCCUGAAAAUGGACAAUUUAGAAGCAACGAAAGCCAAGUAGUACAACCAAAAUCGGAUUCAAUAGUUCGAUUGAAAUCAGCUGGCAAAAAGUCAAAAUCGAAACGCAAUCGAGAAAAAAUUUUAAGUCUAUGA
Bombyx mandarina (wild silkworm) is the source of this 1314-nucleotide messenger RNA. RefSeq lists its product as uncharacterized. Gene Ontology annotation, biological process: proteolysis. Gene Ontology annotation, molecular function: serine-type endopeptidase activity. The record is from RefSeq and is a predicted model, not a curated record. NCBI's taxonomy places the organism in Eukaryota, Metazoa, Arthropoda, Insecta, Lepidoptera, Bombycidae.